AAUACCCCCCUUCCGCAUGAUGAUGAUGAUGACUAACAUGGCGGCGGUGUGGUGCAGUAAAUAUAUUUAGUGUCAGAUCCUCCAAAUUUCUACCUUUCUCUGCUCGCCUAAGAGCUCGUUAUUCCCAACAUGACUGACUCCGGUGCCCGGUCCGCAAUGCCGCCGCCCAGUGAGGGUCUAGGCCGCGCCAUGAGCCCGCAGCGGCGUCCUUUUUGGAAGAGGAACGCCCCCAAAGUGCCCGGCAGGUCUGUGCAAGCCAGUCCCAUUAGGGAGAAUCUAAAGGACCAAAAACCUAGAAAGACUUUGUCAUUCCAAGAUUUUGAGGAUAACACCAGUGAUGCUUGGGAUGAUGCUGAAGAUGAGAUUAUUGCGCUCUCUGAGGCGAAGCUCUCUUUUGAAAACUUGUUACCUGUCUCGGUGAAUCACGGCAAAACGGCGAGCACCAAUCAGGCAAGCCUGCCUCAGCGGUUAGAGGAAGUAACGGGAGAAAAUACAGUUCCAGUAACAGGAGACUUUCCAAGCCAACAGGCAAGUUCAACAGGCAAGUCAGAAGAAGUGUCGUCCGUCAGUCGACAGAAAGGUGUGGGUCCGGGGGUUGGGAUCAGACAGAGCAUACCUGAAGACUCGAACACAGCACCAGCCAUGCCCCCUGUACAUGUACACCCCCCACCCACAGUCAACACCAGGCAUUCAGAGGAUACAACAGAGUCAGGAGACUGGAGCGUGCCCCAAUCAGAGAGCAGACCCAAUCCCCCAUCCCGUCUCAGCAGACAGCUGGGCAGGGCGUGCAGCGAUGACAAAUCCCUGUCUGAACGGGAGGGAGCCAAGCUGAAAAAAGUCAAUGAGUUUAUCGCAGGACCUAAUACAGACUUAGAUGCGCUGAAGAAGAUGGUAUGGUCAGGUGUACCCAGAGAAGCUCGACCUACUGUGUGGAAAUUGCUCAGUAAUUACCUGCCUGCGAAUGUUGAGAGGCGGUGUAUGAUGUUGGAGAGGAAACGGGAGGAGUACUUCAGGUUUGUUAAACAGUACUAUCCCAGCAGGACACAGGACAAUCAUGUGGAAACGUGGAGACAGAUCCAGGUAGACAUACCUAGGAUGAAUUCCCAGCUUCCAUUUUUCCGUCAAAGUUCAAUUCAAGAGAUCCAUAUAGAUAUCCCAAGGACAAAUCCUCUCAUACCUUUAUUUCAACAGAAGGUUAUCCAAGAGAUCUAUGAGAGAGUACUGUUCAUCUGGGCUAUCAGACAUCCAGCUAGUGGCUAUGUGCAAGGCAUCAACGACCUGGUCACACCCUUCUUUGUGGUGUUUCUAUCCGAAUAUACAGAUCUAGAUGUGAUAACAGAGGACUUUGAUGCUUCACAAAACCUGGAGGAGAAGGCCCUGAACAGCAUCGAGGCCGACUGCUUCUGGUGCUUGAGUAAACUCCUGGAUGGGAUUCAGGAUAACUACACAUUUGCCCAGCCUGGUAUCCAGCUGAAGGUGAACGCUCUUCGAGAGCUGGUCAAGAGAAUAGACGCUCCCCUCCAUGCCCAUCUAGAAGCACACAUGGUGGAGUAUCUACAGUUCGCCUUCCGCUGGAUGAACAACCUCCUGAUGAGAGAGUUGCCGCUGAGAUGCACAAUCCGUCUAUGGGACACAUACCUGGCUGAGCCACAGGGAUUCUCCACGUUCCACCUGUAUGUGUGUGCUGCCUUCCUCAUCAAGUGGAGAAAAGACCUACUCAGGGAGAGGGACUUCCAGGGUCUUAUGCUACAUCUACAAAACCUUCCCACGAUACACUGGGGUGAUGACGAGAUCGGCCUGAUUCUUGCGGAAGCGUACAGACUGAAGUACAUGUUCGCUGACGCACCAAACCAUCUCAACCAGAAAAAACCUACAUAGCAUUUCUACAGACUAACAUAUUGUGAACUAGAUGGUAAGAGCUGUCAUGUGCAGCAAUCAACGUGUCAUGUCCUGUACAUGUCUUAGUCUUCAAUUUCUAACAUUGUCAUAGCUUGGAAUUACUUAUUAGAUGAAUGUCCAGAGCUAAUUAAUUUGGCCCAUUGCUCCCUUGCUUACAUGUAGCUUGUUUUACACAAGCUGUUGCUGCUGGGGGCUUUUUGAGCCUUCUCCCCAAGCACUUAUUGCCAUACACUUAGUCUACUAAAUGGAAAGAAUUGUUGCCUUUCUGAGAGUUUAUUGCAAUGAAAACCUAUCCAAUAGGAGCUCAUUCUCUGUCACCAUGGAUACAAGCCAUUACACCUCAGUCUAACACUAUGGUAAGACUACACUGACUUGAUUUCAUAGAUGACAUCUGUGGGCACAUUGAUUUUCGUCUUCUUUUUUUUUUUCAAUGUGGCCACAUGUGACAUGUGAUUUUGGCAGAUUUUUUUGCCCUUAUGCAUUUAGUAAGUUCUGGGUCUCCAGAGGAUGUCAUUCAUAAAACUAAACCAGUGUUGCCAAACAGACAGUUCCCAGUACAGUCUGACAUAAGUUAGUACAUGUUAGCACAUUUGCAUAAAUCAACACAUUUCUCAUGUUCUCAACUGGUGUUGGUCAUCAAGCUUCUAGGACAUGACCAAUGAAAGGACUGCUUAGCCAAGAAGGUUUAGUCAGGUUACUUACUUGCUUUUAGUCAUAAAUUGUGUGUUGACUCACAAUCAACCAAAAUGUACACCUUUUAUGACAUGCAUAAAUUGCACAUAUUAUAUAGUUAUCCAUUGUAGCUGCAAUACAAGAUGAACCUGAGUCUAUACCUGAACCUGAGUUUAUGUAUCAGCACUAGAAAUUGGUAGGUGAAGUUUGGGGUGUUUCGCUUGUUUGUCAGUGCUAACGAAACAACAGUACGGCAUAUGGCUGGGUAGACAAGGUUUGUCAACAACCUUCCUUUUUUGGUCUCUUUCUGUGGAAAAUUUCUUGUUGUACAAGAAAUGGCUUAAGGUACUGACCACUAGGAAGAAGAGGACCGUAGCCUGGCUACUUGACAGUUCAUUUGUGUUAAAAAAUCAAACAAUUUGAAGGUCUAGAGCCUGAUGUUGACAUGAUCAUGAUCAUACAAAUGAAAGGGCCCUCAUACAUUUGUGUAGGGGGCCUAUAUACUCAUAUUUUGCUAAUUGAGGUUUAUUUAAAAUAGUUGUCACCCACAAGCUAAUAUAACUCCACACACCCCACUAUAUGGUUUCACAGCCACAGUUUAUUUAGACAGUAUAUGUGUUGUCGUGUACUCACGAAUAUUAACGGUAACCAUACAAAAUGUACAUUUUACUUAAUAAUAGGCCAUGAUUCAAUUAUAUGGAAUACAUCCUGUGGGAAUGCCAAAACCAAUGCCACUGUGCAUAAAACAAAAAUGUUGGUAAAAAAAAGUUGCUUUCAUUAUGAAAUCUUAGUGGUCAGAAAGGUGAAACAAGUGGUAUACCCAACAAUAAAUCGUUCACUUUUGCUUCUUUCACAAUCUUUGGAAUUGACUUUGGCAAUCUAGUGCAUUAUUAUCCAUACUCCAAUAUGUUUUUGAAACUUACAGCAUAUACAUUUACUCAUUUGGCAUUAUACCUUUGUAUAAUUUACAGUAUUGUCAAAAACUUGUUUGGGGGGAUAUUGACAAAAUGUUGACAGGUGCAUGGCUGUUAUCCAUAUAAUCAAAUCUUGCCUUAUUGCAUUUAGUAUGACUUGAGGUUACAACAUACUUGUACCUUGUUUCAACAUAUUUUAUACAGUGCAUCAAUCCCGUCUCUUUUCCACAAGAUAUGCAGCUUUUCAUGUUUGUUAAUGACUAGGAACAUGCAACACUUUCUGUAUAUAUGUAUUAUACAAUUGCUCUCGAAUAACACAUAGUUCACACAUCUUUCAAACAAAUUUAGAGGCAGUGGUAAUGUUGCUUAUACGCUGGGUACAAGACUCAGUGUUGGGGUCCAUGUGGGUAGACAUAUGCAUUGUACAGAAUAACAAUACAGGUUUUGCUAUCGCAAACCUGUAAUAAGUCUGGCAAGGAUUCAUCAUUAAGUUAUGAGACCAAGAAAUAAGGUGCACAACUCAAAAUCAUACCUACAUGUAUAAAGUAUGAAAUAAGUAUCUUAGCAGUUUCCACCAAAUUUCCAGUCAUUAAUUGUGGUCCUUUCUGGUCCACGUCCCUUUGAAAAUCAGUUAAGAACGAGGGGUGAUCAAUAAGUCCUCAGCCUCACCCAGAAAUAAUAAGCACAACUCAGAUUUCGAAGCAUAGAUGUCAAGUACAAAGUCUUUUCUGAAUGUGUACCAAAGUUCAUAUUAUUGUGAUCGUUACUUUGCAGGCGACACCCAGUAACGUUAGGUGUCAUAAAAAAAUCUUCAAAAUGUUUCAUAAGGAAUCUCUUCGUAUUUCAACUUGUAAGAAGUUUAUAUCUGACUUUCAGCAGAGCAAGUUGACCACCACACCUCGCUCUAACCUGGUGUUACUGGGUGUUGCCUGCGAAGUAAUGACCAUAAUGAUUUGAAUGUUUGUAGACAUUCAUAAAAGAUGUCGACUUUAUAAUUAUGCCUAAUUUGAGUCUUCAUUUAUUCUACCAUGAACUCUACUCAAUAUGGAUGUGGAAAUUAUUUUAUUUCACAAUGUGCAAAAUGUUACAAGCUUAUUUCUCUUUGCAAAUUUGAAUUAGGAGAAAACAAACAUUGUGAUAAAAGUAUUUGAUCAUUUAUAAUGUAAGUGACAUAUACUAAAACAACAUUCAUCACUUCAAAUGAGUUCCUGACUUGGUUAAGAAGAGAGAUGGGCCCCGCCCUCCAAUACCGCGCCAGACAUAUUGAGUAACAACCAACUGUACAAGACAUUUCAUCAUAUUUUGAUAUUAUGUAAAAUAGUGGCAUAGUAGAAUCGAUAAUUUGUGCAUUUUGUAUCCUUGAUGGUAUAUAGAGCCUUUAUGUUGGUCAGUCAUACUUGUAUUUUUCUGGUGAAAGGGAAUAUUGUAAAAUUGUGCAAAUGCAUGUAUUAAAUGAUCCCAGAUCGGAAUUUCAAACUUGCACGGUAUGUGAUCUUUAAUUUCUGUGAGAACUCCCAUGACAUGUAGAUUAUGGUCUCGUAUUUCCAAGGUAAAAAUAGAUAUUGUUCUUAACACAUCCGUGGAUAUUCGUGUGUGGAAAAUAGUCCCCUUUGCUGGUUGCUUGUCGAUUGUUGUAUAUAUAUAUACACCUGUAACAUUGACAGUUACAAUUUUGUAGACCUAUAGGAAGAAUAUUGUUUUUCCGGUUACACACAUUACAAAAUAAGGUUUGUAGGAAGGAUCCCCUCAUUAUUAUAGAUUUUUCGGCCGAAGUUUAGCAAUGUAAAACUUAAAUGCAUCAGGCACAGGUAUGGGUAUCAUCUUAUACAGAGAGACAAUUAUAUUAAUAAACUGGAGGAAAAGGUGGAAUGUUCACUAUAUGUACAUAUUUUUACAUACGUAUCUGCUAUCUGAUAUUCAUUAACAAGUGCAGAAUGCAGGAAGUCUGUUUGAAAUUUCACUACUUAGAUGCAAGAUACAAAAGUUUAUCUUCCUUACCAGUGGCCGAACAAAAUAACAAAAAAUAUGGCUGGCACCUGCAGGUUCAUGCUAAUGUCAUUUGGGUAACCGGAAGUACAGCAUUUCUUUGUAGGCCUUAGAAUACCUUUGACUAAAAAGGAUAUUAUACAUACAAAACACAUGUAAAAUAGUGUAUGCACAUGUACACUUAAAGUGCCUCUUCUUCCCUUUCCUCUUUGUAUUUUCUCCUGCUACUUGCAACACUAAAAUGACGUAACGUCCUUUUGUAAACUAAUUUUCUUUAUCACGUGUGGGUCUGGGUCUGUUAUAAGCCAUGUCAUUUACUCCUUCAAGUCAAAUGAACUAAAAUACUGAAUAUGAUAUUCCUAGAUUAUUGUUGCCAUGUAUUAAAGUACAUUUUGCAAACUGAAGUUU
Branchiostoma floridae (Florida lancelet) is the source of this 5879-nucleotide messenger RNA. RefSeq names its product TBC1 domain family member 22B-like. Lineage: Eukaryota; Metazoa; Chordata; Leptocardii; Amphioxiformes; Branchiostomatidae. The coding region runs from base 130 to 1878 and encodes 582 amino acids. The record is from RefSeq and is a predicted model, not a curated record. Gene Ontology annotation, molecular function: GTPase activator activity. Gene Ontology annotation, biological process: activation of GTPase activity. The transcript has 14 exons.